This is a messenger RNA of Gongylonema pulchrum, 438 nucleotides long. Lineage: Eukaryota; Metazoa; Nematoda; Chromadorea; Rhabditida; Gongylonematidae. The record is from the annotation of a GenBank genome assembly.
AUGCAUGUUCCAUUCCUGAUAAGUUUGUGUGGACUUCCGAUGAGCAAUGCUACCAACACUGAGAAGGCCUUGCUGAUAAAUCGCUUCUGGGCUGCUCUUCUCAACAGCAAUAUAGCAGUAACGUUGCCGAUGCUGAAAAGCCGUUUGUCAACGCUGUUGGCGAUUGAGCAGAAAUUUGAUGCGUGGAAAAUGUUAAGAGAGACGGAAGCAACCUUCAAACUCAAUCCGGACGAAGAUUUCUUCGCUCUUCUCUUAAAACAACUGUCUCUAACGGGAGACAUUAAUUCGUUCGAUUCAAUGCUGGCCGAAAUAGAAAGGCGCCAGUUACCAGUGAAUAUGUCCAUGAGGGCAUCUCAGAUAUGUUGCUAUUUGAAGAGUGCCGACAAGGAAGCGGUGGAAGCAGUAAUACAGGUGAGGGUUUCGUUGAGGAUAUAUUGA